Malurus melanocephalus (red-backed fairy wren) is the source of this 1452-nucleotide messenger RNA. Its product is annotated as lipase maturation factor 1-like. The coding region runs from base 1 to 1182 and encodes 393 amino acids. The record is from RefSeq and is a predicted model, not a curated record. Gene Ontology annotation, cellular component: endoplasmic reticulum membrane. NCBI's taxonomy places the organism in Eukaryota, Metazoa, Chordata, Aves, Passeriformes, Maluridae. The transcript has 9 exons. Gene Ontology annotation, biological process: protein maturation.
AUGGGUUGGGAAUCRCAGCUCCUGGAGACAGGAUUCCUGGGAAUAUUCCUCUGCCCACUCUGGAGCCUGUCCCGCCUUCCCCAGGGCUCUCCUCCUUCCAGAAUUGUCAUCUGGGCUUUCCGCUGGCUGAUUUUCAGGAUCAUGCUCGGAGCGGGGCUGAUUAAAAUCCGAGGAGAUCGCUGCUGGAGGGAGUUAACCUGCAUGGAUUAUCACUACGAGACACAGCCGGUGCCCAGCCCCAUCUCGUACUUCAUGCACCGCUCGCCGUGGUGGUUCCAUCGCUUCGAGACUUUGGUCAACCACUUCAUCGAGCUGGUGGUGCCCUUCUUCCUUCUGCUGGACCGAAAGAUGUGCAUCCUGCACGGGCUGCUGCAGAUCCUCUUCCAGGUGCUCCUGAUCAUCAGUGGGAACCUGAGUUUCCUGAACUGGCUGACCAUGGUGCCCAGCUUGGCGUGCUUCGAUGAUGCCAGCCUGGGGCUCCUCUUUGGUGCUCGGCUGAAGGAACGGGUGGCACGGAUGGAACUCCCGGGGACACGGCCAGAGAGGCUUUCCCUGGGCUCCUGCAUCCGCCGAGUGCUGAACAUCUCCCUGGGUCUCCUCAUCACCUACCUCAGCGUGCCCGUGGUGCUGAACCUGCUGAGCUCCAGGCAGGUCAUGAACACCUCCUUCAACCCCCUCCGCAUCGUCAACACCUACGGAGCCUUCGGGAGCAUCACCAAGGAGAGGACAGAGGUGAUCCUUCAGGGGACAGCCAGCCUGGAUCCCAAUGACCCCRCUGCUGUCUGGGAGGAGUUUGAGUUCAAGUGCAAGCCCGGGGACCUGCGGAGGAGGCCGUGCCUCAUCUCCCCCUACCACUAUCGCCUCGACUGGCUCAUGUGGUUUGCUGCCUUCCAGACCUACGAGCAGAACGAAUGGAUCAUCCACCUGGCAGGAAAGCUGCUGGCCCAGGAAGAGGAGACCUUGUCCCUGCUGGCCACCAACCCCUUUGCAGGCAGAGAACCCCCGAGGUGGAUCCGAGGGGAACACUUCAGGUACAAGUUCAGCCAGCCCGGCGGGAAGCACGCCAGCGAUGGCAAGUGGUGGAUCCGCAGGAGGAUCGGCCCCUACUUCCCCCCUGUCAACCUGGCGGGCCUCAGGAAGUUCUUUGAGGACAGGAGGUGGCCGUACCCCGUGCGGGACUGAGGGAACACCGUGGCCAGGCCGAGAGGGACCAGCUGGGAACAGGGAGAACGGGCGGCUCCCUUCCCAACAUCUCCUGCCUCUCUCUUUUAUAUCCACACUUUGUCCACGCAGUUUUUCCAGAACAUUCCAAUUUACCCACUUGCUCYGUGAGCUGCUUUUUCUCAUCUUGGUGAUUGAUUUCUCCAGCCAGACUGCUCCGUUUGGGAAUUGUCACCUCUGGAGUUGGGUAAAAGUCAAGCGAAUAACCAUGGUUGGUUUUUGGGGUGGUGG